Messenger RNA from Lethenteron reissneri (Far Eastern brook lamprey), 2843 nucleotides. RefSeq names its product short-chain dehydrogenase/reductase family 42E member 1-like. Gene Ontology annotation, molecular function: oxidoreductase activity, acting on the CH-OH group of donors, NAD or NADP as acceptor. Gene Ontology annotation, biological process: steroid biosynthetic process. The record is from RefSeq and is a predicted model, not a curated record. Lineage: Eukaryota; Metazoa; Chordata; Hyperoartia; Petromyzontiformes; Petromyzontidae.
CACGGUGGGCGGAAGCGCGCUGUGCAUUUGCUAGAGCGGAUAGGCGACCCUGCCGGGGCCCCCCCAACCACCAUACGCGCUGGGAAUUCUAAUCGGGGUGGCGUGCAGGACAUCCCCGCUGCCACACGCCACGCCAUGGACAAUGCCGAAGGCGCAGCCGUGGUGGACGGUGGAGAGAAGUUCGUGAUUACGGGCGGCGGUGGAUAUUUUGGAUGCAGGCUCGGCGCGGCGCUGGCGGCGCGUGGACACCGCGUGCUGCUGCUGGACCUCAUGCCUCGGCCACCGUCCGUGCCGCUCGCUCCCGGCAUCGACUUCCGCCAGGGCGACGUUACGGACGAGCGCUGCCUCGAAUCGGCCUUCGCCGGUGCGGACUGCGUGUUCCACACGGCAUCGUUCGGCAUGUCUGGCCGCGAGCAGCUGAAGCGUCGCCGGAUCGAGGAGGUGAACGUGGGCGGCACGGAAGCCGUGCUGCGUGCAUGCGUGAGCGCCUGCGUGCCGCGCCUCGUCUACACCAGCACCUACAACGUCGUGUUUGGCGGGCAGGUCAUCGAGAACGGUGACGAGUCCCUCCCCUACCUGCCCCUGCACAAGCACCCGGACAACUACUCGCGCACCAAGGCCGUCGCCGAGAUGGCGGUGCUGCGCGCCGACGGCAGCGCCCUCGCCUCCCGUCGGCCCGGCGCGCUCCGCACGUGCGCCCUGCGGCCCGCCGGGAUCUACGGCCCUGGCGAGCGGCGCCACCUGCCGCGCGUCGUGAGCUACAUCGAGCGCGGCCUCUUCGCGUUCGUGUACGGCCGGCCCGACAGCCGCGUCGACUUUGUGCACGUCGACAACCUGGUGGACGCCCACGCGCUCGCGGCCGACGCCCUCCGCGCCUGGCAGGGCAGCCCCGCCGGCGGGCAGGCCUACUUCGUGUCGGACGGCAGGCCCGUCAACAACUUCGAGUUCUUCCGGCCGCUCGUCGAGGGGCUCGGGUACGAAUUCCCGCGCACGCGGCUGCCCCUGCUCCUCGUGUACGCCGUCGCGUUUCUCACCGAGUUGCUGCACGCGGCCGUCGGGUGGGCCGUCGACUUCCAACCGCUGCUGACACGCGCCGAGGUGUACAAGACGGGCGUGACGCACUACUUCAGCGUGGGCAAAGCGCGCCGGGAGCUGGGAUACGCGCCCGCCGAGAAGGAGUUCGGCGAAGUGGUCGAGUGGUUCCGGCAGCGCGGUUACGGGAAGCGGCGCCAGCAGCAGCGGCAUGGCCGCUUCGGCUCCGUGCUUCGAGACCUGGUGCUCAUCGCCAUUUUCGCCGCGCUGGUUUUGGCGUUUCUUCCGACCGUCACUACCGCGCUUUCGGACAGCUGACGUUUGGGCGAAGAUGAUCCACGGGUAAUGAAAAGUCUCCACGUGACUUUUUGCGACCCUUUCAGUGGCGCCGAUCAGUGCAGGUUUGUGAAAGUUGGGGGGAGGGGAGCAUAGACAUGGGAGUGCUGGACUGCCCUCUGCUGCCCACAACGUAGCCCCACAGGGCACCAAACGAAUAACGCUCGCGUUACUUGCAUUCCAGUGCGGCGCAUUCUGCUACCGCGCAAUAAAUAAUGUCAGACUGCUGGGUAAUCACGUCCCUCCGCUAUCUCUUCCGGUGGACAUUUCUCCCAUUCAGUGGAACGCUUCUCUCCUGCACGCCGCCCUUUAGCACGACGGGGAAUAUUCACUUCGAAUAAUCAAGAAGAGAUGACGUGGGUGCCGAUGUUGAAUUAAUGGGGCGCCACGGUGGCGAGAUGUUGACUACCUCGCCUGGUAUAAAGUAGGUAGAGGUUUCGAUCCCGACCCUGACACCUGUAUAUUUGGAGUUUGCAUGUCUCUCUCCCCGUGGUCGCGUGGAUUUUUCUCCAGGUCCCUCCAGGUUUUCCCUCCCCAUUUAAAAAACAUGCAUUUAGAGUAUUUGGCUGCUAUACAUUUCCACAUGAUAAGCCACUUCAUUGGUCUAUCAUUUGUGAUGGCCAGGUCGCUUCUGAAAGCGCUACAUAGCUCAGGUGGGCCUUAACUGGUCAAAUAAAACACAUUGUCCUGCGGAGGGAGCUGGUAGGAACGUUGGGUUGCUCGGUCAAUGGCCAGGGUCGACGGCGGCGUGGUGUAUUCCGCAAAUAUGGCCGACUGUGAGAGCGGGCACAAGCCGACGUGAGUAGGUUAAACGUUGAGUUUUAUAAGGGCACCACGGGGUGACUAGCCCCUCCCCACCCAGCCCCUCCCCACCCUCCCUUCCCCUCCCCACCAUCCCUUCCCCUCCCCACCCUCCCCAACCUCCCCACCCAGCCCCACCCCUCCCAUGUUUGGAUGCACGACGGACGGACACAAUAAUCCCCUGUGGGCUGGUGUAACCAGGAGGUUCCUACCAGUAAAAUAGUUUCAAUAGUUGAGAUAAAUCUGGAGUCAUGCUGAACAGAGAUGGAGACUCCACUUUCCCGCAUCCGUUGGACUAUUUCCAGCAAACCUUGGUGAAAAAAAAACAUUUCAUUCCAAUUAAUUUUGAGGGGCGUGUAUUAUUGCUGUUAAAAGAAAACAAUGGGCUUUGGGUGUUUGUAUGUCCACAAUAAAGACCACUCGGCAGCUUCUGGAAGUAAAUGUUUUAUUGGAAAUUACAUGAUCGAUAUGGAUAAACAGAGAGCAAUGACAUGCCUACACGGAGAGCCAGUUUGUAGUCUACAAAGAUGAGACUCGAAAAAAUUAAGGGAGGUGGUGGGGGGGGGGAAACAAUAUAAAAAGCGACACACACAACGUAGUUUAUUAACGACUAUGUUUUAAAGUAUUAAACGCAACUGAACCUCGGCAGCGGUUUGACAAAUACAUGAUUAAAA